UGUGCGCCGCGCCUACAACUCCCAGCGUCCCCCGCGGCGCCGAACAGCGGCGCGGAGCCCGGGCGCGCCGCGGGGGCUGCUGGGAGCGCGAGUCCGCCCGCACCCCCUUCCACCCCCUCUGCCCGACCGCGCGGCCUGCGCCCAGCCCCGCUGGCCUCACCUGGAAGCGGCCGAGGAGGAGGAAGAGGAGCCGGGGAGGAAGGAAGGGCGGGAGGAGGAGCGGGAGCGGGGAGGGGGGUGCAGGCGGGAGCCAGCGGGAUGCAGGCGGCGGGCGGCGGCGGAGGGCCGGGCUGCGGCUGCAAGGGGAUCCGCUCCUGCCUGCUCUGCGAGGGGGCCACGCCGACCGCUCCGCCCCCGCAGGGAGAAGAUAAUUUCACUUACUGUCCAGCAACAGGCCUAGCUAAAGGAAAUGAGCACUCAGAAUUUGCUGGCUGGGCAUUUCCCUUUCCAGGGGUGUUCCUGGUGGAGGAGUUCAUUAGUGAAGAUGAAGAGUGUGAGAUAGUAGAACUGAUGGAUCGAGAUGACUGGAAACCAUCACAGUCUGGCCGAAAGAAACAGGACUACGGACCCAAAGUGAACUUCAAGAAACAAAGGCUGAAAGCUGGCAGCUUUACUGGCUUGCCAAGUUUCAGCAGGAAGAUUGUGGCACAGAUGAAGGCCUGUGCUGUGCUCAGUGGUUUCUCACCUGUGGAACAGUGUAACCUGGACUACAGACCAGAGAGAGGCUCUGCCAUCGACCCCCACUUUGAUGACUGGUGGCUCUGGGGGGAGCGCCUGGUCAGCCUGAACCUGCUCUCAAAAACUGUGCUCUCCAUGUCCUGCGACUCAGAGGACACCAUCCAAUUAUUUCCUAUUUCCAAUAAGGAGGGAUUAACCCCCCCUGCACCUUCCACGCAGACAUCAGCGUGCAGAAGCCCAGGAGAAGAGGGAACCGAGUGUUUUUUGUCGCCAAGGCUGGUUCCGGGGAAGGAGGUGAGCGUGGCCAUCCUCUUGCCCCAGAGGUCGCUGGUGGUGCUGCACGGGGACGCGCGGUACAAGUGGAAGCACGGCAUCCGCCGCAGGCACAUCCAGCACCGCCGCGUCUGCAUCACCUUCAGGGAGCUCUCAGCCGAGUUCUGCGCCGGGGGGAGGCACGAGGAGCUGGGCAAAGAACUGCUGCAAAUUGCUCUUUCCUUCCAAGGGAGACCCGUGUGACCGAGAGGUUGUGUUUUGUUGGGAGAGGUGUAAAAUGAGGUACGGAAUUUGUAUGACGAGGUUUAUUUCUGAGGUGGGGUAAGGAAUCAGGUGUGUGCAAAGAUAAGCUCAAUAAAAUCAAGAUUUAACAAACAAGUAAAAGGGGUGAGCUUCGAAACCUCCUGGGCAAUGGGAGCUUUUAAGCCAAAGUCAGAAAUUAUAGGUUGUAUCCAUUACCUGUUUUGUAACAAAAAGGCAAACAACCAGUUCCUAAACACUUAAAUGAACCCAAGAAAGUUAGAAACACUAAACAGUGUAUCAAACAGCCCUUAACACAGUUUCAGCCCAAGCCCUGGCACAGAUUUUAAGCUUUCCUGGCCCAUACUCGAUACUGUCAGAGUGGUUUGAAUGUUGCAUCCAGCCCUGGGGGUACAAAUAUCCCCUCACCCACCUCAGGCAGGUCCUGUAGAGACCAGGUCUCAGGGGAGGAAAGUAAGCAGGUAUCUCUCCACAGAC
This is a messenger RNA of Agelaius phoeniceus (red-winged blackbird), 1689 nucleotides long. It is a transcript of the gene ALKBH4, whose product is annotated as alkB homolog 4, lysine demethylase. Gene Ontology annotation, biological process: actomyosin structure organization; protein demethylation. NCBI's taxonomy places the organism in Eukaryota, Metazoa, Chordata, Aves, Passeriformes, Icteridae. The record is from RefSeq and is a predicted model, not a curated record. Gene Ontology annotation, molecular function: oxidoreductase activity; demethylase activity; actin binding. Gene Ontology annotation, cellular component: contractile ring; midbody.